CAAUGAUACUUCCCCCUCUAACAUACAAACGAGAUUCAUCUGCAUGUACUAUUCCGAGUGGCUAUCGAUCUCACGAUGCUAGACAGAUUACCCCUCGAACUACUGCACAUGGUGCUGGAUCAUGUGACCCGAAGGGAUCUCAAAAAUCUCUGUGAAGUCUCCAAGAACAUCUAUGUAAAGAUGGUUCCUUGUCUAUAUGAAUCACUAGUCAUAAAAGCAACGUACCCAUCAGCUCAGUCCGUGAACGACGCAAUCACGAGGUCAAAUCACUCGCAGUUGGUGCAUACAAAGCACCUCAGGCUGUGGGGUUCAUAUCAUGAGAUAGAAGCCUAUCAAUUCUGUUCUUUGCAUGAUUUCUUGGAUGGCAGGCUUCAAGCUACCGGUGAUGUUGAUGGACCCAUGUCAAAAAUAAUACUGUGCGGAGAUCAGCAGACCACUACGUUUGACUGCAUUCCUAUCAUGACACACAACAUGUAUCGCAUGGUAUCAGGAAUCCCUCAGGGUCAACUUCAAAGCUUCCAGUGGGAUCUAAAAACAUGUUUUUCCGACGAAGUGGUUCUCCUCAUCAACAGGAUUUUAGAAACCCAAGAGAAACUUACGACAAUUUCUCUCCUCACAGAUGGUGACUGCAUUGUAACCAGAAUCAGACAUGCAUCAUGCGCCAUAAAUCUUGCUCAGCUUUCUGAGCUCCAACACCUAUCCUGGAGAGGUCUUAAGCGAUAUGUUGACUUUGAGUCGGUUAGACAGUUUAUCGCUGCUCACGGUGCUCAAUUGAAGACACUGCACCUCGACCUUAUCGGCUGGGACACCGCUAGAUUGGCCUGGAGACAAGUUUUCCGAAAAAUGGUCGAUAAACAUGCAAUAUUGCCACAGAACUUCUUUGCGCAAUGCGUGCUUGGUCUUCCACUUGAAGAAAAACCAUAUACCCUUCUCACGGCUCUUCAACGCUUGACUCUCUCCCAAGUAUCCUUCAUCCCCAUGGAAGUCCAGUUGACCGGUGCUCUUAACGUAGGGCAACUUCAAGCGUUGCAACUCAUCAACUGCCCCGGUACAUUCCGCUUCCUUCGACAGAUCGUCCACUCAGGCAUGCCACUUAAGCUGAAAUUGCUCGAACUGACAUUCAACCCGGAAAAGCUAAAUCAAAUUACCGACGAGUCGCAGGACAACAUCACCGAAACCGUGAAAGCCUUCCUCGAGGCCUUCUCCGGCUUGAUAGAUCUCUAUCUUAUGCUUCCAACUGUCUCCUGGGACGGCAUGUGUCAAAGCAUGUUGCAUCACAAGUCCACACUGAGGCGCCUCAUCACACACGGCCUCUGGAGAACAGAAGUCGGCUUCCAGCAAGAUGGAGAUUUGUUUGGGUCGCCUGAAUUUCGACCCCGCAUAUCCCACGAUCCAGGGUUGGAAUUUUUGGGAAUUUCGGCAAGUAUCAACGAGAUGUGUACAAUUACGGGCGAUCACGGACUCAGCCCCACUAUCGAAGUUCUUCAUAUCAGAGCAAGUGGACCCAUGUUACGCGAACGCAUACCAGAUAAUUCAGUAGCCUAUGUUUUGCCUUCUUAUGCCGAAUGGGCUUUUGGGCGGGAAGGGUACUUGCACCUGCAGGUUUUGGCUUACGGGGAUUUCUCCCACAACGGAUGUUAUAACGACUAUAAUCUUCUUUGGUAUAGAACAGGUCGUUAUGGGUUCAAGGUAUUAAAACCUUCUGAUGCGAAGUUUUGGGACCUGGUACAGGAGUACAAGGAUGUGUUAGGGGCUUGUGCUUUCGAUGAGUUGUUUCUUGAAAGGGGAAUACCUCGAUGAUUGCUAGCAUUUACUCCUCUGAUAGUGUCGUCAUUCAUAUCAUGCAGAAUGGCUCGGGACACACUUUUGUGCUUACCCUACGCUCUGGGCAGCUCAGUCAGUGGCUCGAUUUUUAUAGAGAUGC
This is a messenger RNA of Aspergillus welwitschiae, 1924 nucleotides long. RefSeq lists its product as uncharacterized. The coding region runs from base 76 to 1800 and encodes 574 amino acids. The transcript has 4 exons. The record is from RefSeq and is a predicted model, not a curated record. Gene Ontology annotation, molecular function: protein binding. NCBI's taxonomy places the organism in Eukaryota, Fungi, Ascomycota, Eurotiomycetes, Eurotiales, Aspergillaceae.